Molecule: messenger RNA, 504 nt
Organism: Xyrauchen texanus (razorback sucker)
Lineage: Eukaryota; Metazoa; Chordata; Actinopteri; Cypriniformes; Catostomidae
Product: olfactomedin-4-like
Exons: 3
Coding region: 1-504 (167 amino acids)
Source: RefSeq, a predicted model, not a curated record
AUGCUGAGAAACAUCGCCCCAGACUGUGACAGACCCUCCACCGCCAUAUCGAUCCCGCUCCAGAGUACAGGCCUCAGUGCACCGACUCCCUGGACAGAGAGCAAUACCACAGUUGAUUCCAAUGGAAAAUGCAUUUGUGAGGCAUUCCUGCCCAACAGCACAUUUCCAAUCAGAGAGCCCAUCUCGUUGGAGAACACCACAGUAGGGAUCAACCACCAACUGCAGAUCGAGUUUAGCAAGGUCUGGAGGAAUCUCAAGAACUCCAGUGGAGACCUACAGGUCUAUAUAGCAAAGAUUUUGAUUGAGUUGAUUGAGGGUGACCCUGACUCCUACAUCCAGCUUCACAUGGAGGAGGUGAAGAUCAAGAUCAGGGAGGUGGAGGCUCUGGUCGUGGAGCUGCAGAUGUCUAUACAAACCUCAUCUGCUGUGCUGGUGACCAUACACCACCAGGUAACACUUGAAACCCCUUUUUUAAUUAUGUUUGUUGAAUUUUCUCGACUGUAA